UUUUUCGAUCGGGCGCGGUGUACCAAAUAAAUGAAAACGAGGCUAACCCUGAUGUGGACGGUGAAGAAGUAACUGUAGUUUUGUGUUUACACGGAUCUUAAACAAAAGUAUUCAUCGCUAUUGUUGUUUUCAUUCUGUAAGGUUUGAAUAGUUAAGGAUUUAGCUAAAUAAUUACAACCUUGCGUAUAUUUGUUAAUGCAGCAUUAAUUUGUUAUUAUGCAGUGUGUAGGCGCGAUCAUACUGUGCAGUUGAAGUCUCUCGGAGAAAAGUCACACGGAGAAAAACAAGUCCAUUUAGAUACUGCUAUAUUUUUUAAGUGUUAAAGAAGAUUGAGAAGAUGAUCUAUUUUUAAAAUAUACUUAGUAUAAGGAAGCGUAAUAGUUUGUCAUCGCACAAUAUAAAAAUAGACGAAUUUUACAUGCCGAAGAGUUAUCUCCCGUUGUCAGCGUAACGCUCCUUUUCCCACUGUCUCUGUCCUUUGUAAGUUACUUGAUAAUAUUUUUAAUCUUCAAACGUUAUCGGACAAUUUCGAUCUGUACCUGUAUUGCCAGAGUAUGGGGUAAUAUGUAAAUUAUGAACAUAUUCUCAUACAGAUUUAAUUACUAAGAUACUGACCUAUAAAGUUGGUAAGGUUAUAGAGGGAAAACAGUGCCUUACGCCAGUUGACCCUGGAUAGUCGCCACAAAGGGAAAAAACUUUUGUAAAUAUGAAAGUCGUCUACAGGGACAACUCUUGCAUAUAGGUACACCUGUCAUCAGAACAUGUUUAUAAAGCAUAACUUAUUGUUAGUAAAAGUAGCAGUACAAAGUAUUUACUGAAGUUUGCAGAAAGGAAACUAUAUAAAUUGUGAUUUUGUGUCAAUCGCGGAGAUGAGGAAUAUCGCCUACACAGGUUUCUGACAAUUGGCUAAAAUAAAGCUUAGUAGUGUGUGUAAAAUGAUAAAAAAAAAAGGACAAAAGUAGAAUAAAAAGACUAUAGAUUUACAUGCAGUUUAUUAUUAAAAUAUUGUGUUAUGGGCAUUUUUUUAUUUAAAAAUAAAUUAAUAGGAAGGUGUUAUUUUCAUGCCAUAUGAUUUUACCAUUCUGCAUUUUAUAUUGCACUUGUUCUUUGUUUUAUAUUGUACUUAUUUUUUACAUGUAAAGUACUUUAGGGUAAUUACAUAAUUAGAUAAGGUGCUAUAUAAAACUAGAAUAAUAAUAAUGUGGUUUAUAUAAUUAGCAGUCUGAUUUAAGUUCUAGUGAUGGGAAAUCAGAAAAAAUUAGAAUCAAUUAUAUCAGUAAUAUUCGGCUGGGCAUAAUUGAUUAGUAAUGAAUUAUAAUCGAAAUUUUUAAUUCAAAUAAAAUAAACACAGAAAAGUUAAACUUAUUCAUAAAUGUUUAUUAAUUUUUCUUUUAGUAAUUGAAAGUUGGAAAUAAUAUUUAGUUAACUUUAAACUUAAACAAUAUAUCAUGAUCAGAUAUAUUGAAACAGAAUGGGAAUUAAUAUUUUUAAAAAAUUGCAUUCAAUGGGUAUAGUACUGAUAUUAGUCCCAUCUUUCAUUAGAAUAACUACAUGUAUUUAUUUCUUGGAAUUACAAGGUUUAAAAGUAGUUAUGGUAUCCAGAAAUAUUAAGACUUGUAUUUUUCAUUAAUAUGUUUUAUGGUGUGACCAUUUGGGCGAGUGCAGUUGUACCUUAAAAAAUACACCUGAAAUGUUGAUCUGCCACUUCAAACGUAAGUUGCAUGAGACAUCUAGAUUAUUAUGUCACAUGAGAGAUCGUCAGGGUUAACGUAAACAGCGGAGCGUCUAGUUGAAACUAAUAGACCUAGUGCAAUUUUUGUCGAAAGACAUUGCAGAGUUAUUUUUUGUUUCUUUUUAAGAUUUCUACAUACUGAAAGACAGUGAAAGUCUUUUAUGCCUUAUGUUAUUAUUUAUUGGCGCAAAGGGUAUUGGGUAGCAAAGGAAUUCUGGGAAGCUGUCGCAACAAAAUUUGCUUGACAAAUGUACAGAUUUCAUUCCAAAUUCCUCUGUUCUUACACGUUAGUCUAUUAAGCUUGCUUUGAGACCUUUGCUGCGCACGCUAUAAUUACAAUAACAGAUUGUCUAGACUAAAAAUGUUUUCUUUUGUAUAGUAAAACCUGGCACUGGCUUGCAGUAUAGUCCCAUUUCCUGUUAUUAGUCUGACCCCAUAUUCAAUCCUGGCGGUAUAAAAUUUAAUUGAAAAUUUAGUGUUCAUUCAGGGCCUUGAUAUGUUUCAACCAUUCUUAACCUAGAAGAGGUGAUCAUUUUUGACAGAGUAAAAGUAUUCAUAAAAUGGUUUUCUUAGCAUUUAACAAGUUCCUUAUAUUUUUCUUAGCUUUAAUUGUGACCCAUAUGGGACCUAGUUUCUUUGUUGAACUUUGUCUAAUUGCUAGCGCUCUCAAGGAGUUAAUAUUGAGCUUAUUUAUCUAACUUUAACUGUAUGGUGUGUGGCAUUUCUCCCAGGAAAAAUGUUCAAAGACAACACAGUAUCAGUGAAAAGAAAUCACUGUUAAUUACUUCAAUAGAGAGAAUACAUGUGAAUAACAGGUUCAGUCAAUUUAUCAUGGCCUUUUAAAAUGUUAAGAAUACUUGAAUUAGUUACAAAUUGAGUAAUAUAUUGCAAAUUUCUAUUUUUUAGGGUUUAGAUCUAAGGACAAAUCACUCUAACUGCAGGAAAAUAGCUUAGAAUCAGAACUCUUUAGUGUGCAGUGUAGAGAGCGUUCUUAAUCUUUUAUUUAAAAGAAAUUUCAAGGUAUUAAAUGCUACCAAAAUAUAACACAUGUUAGAGGAAUAUUUAGAGGAAAUGGCAGAAUUAAAAGGUUUUGACCAAAAUAGCCAAAUUUUAAGAAUACUGACUUUGUAAUUUCUCAUACGAGUUAUGAAAAAAUAAAGAUGCAUGUGGUGGCAUAACAUAGAAAAACUUAAAAUGGCUUAAAGGGCUGCUUUUAUAAUUUUGACUGCAGGUUAAGCACAAUACCAAUGUACACACAGUCCUUUAUAAACAUGAUAAAAAAAAUCUAUAAAAUUUUAUGAAAUACCACAGUGGUUAGAUAUGUAAUUUGGAUUAUUGCACAAAAGCUAUGCCAGUAAAUGUCGUAUACAUUUAUACGGUACAUAUAAUUUCUGGAAAUGUGUGACACAUGUUCAAGGUAAGUCUUGUGUGAAAAUGAUAUACAAAUUGCAUGUAACUUGCGUCUUUCUUAAAAUGAUUGAUUGUAUGUUAUUUAACAACCCUCUGAAUUUCUCGCUCAUAUGAAACACCAGUACUUGCAGGUGGAGAUCUACAAAUUUUGUCCUAUACUCGGCACUCAGGGCCAUUGAGCAGUGAGGGACCUUUUUUAUGCCAGCACUUUCAGAGACACAGGACCUCUGUUGUUAUGGUCUUGUCUAAAGGACCAGUCUCCACAUCCCACAGUGGGAUUCGAAUCUGCGAACUAAGGAUAAACUCCUUAGUUUGUGUCUCUAGAGCAGACGCUCUGUACCACACAAGUGACCUCUUUAAAUGAAUGUUGUCAUAUGUGUUGCCUGUAAUUUUGAAUUUACUUUCAGGGUUUAAUUUUUUUCAACUUUCUGCUUUCCUAAAUUUGAUUUGUGCUACAAACUUAAAAUAAGUAUAUAUUUUUAAUAGUAUCUGCAUUGUAGUUCCCAACAACUGCUCUCUAAUCUGAAAGUGUCAGUGAUGACAGCAUUAUUAUUUUUAGAAAGUGUGUUAGUAUCAAGUGAAAGCUAUGCUGAUCCUUAUUAUUUAGUAUAGAUUAUGACAUUGUUAUAUUUUUUGUAGAUCACAGAAUGCCUAGGAAGAAGAGCUGGAAGAAAGCUGCUGCAAAAAAGAACCCAUGUAAGGCAGAUGUGGGUGACAAGUACCCCACAGAUGUUGGCCACGUCCAACUGUCUGUGCCUCUGGGUGUAGGCCACGUCCUAACACCUAUGACAUCUGUACCGGCAGGGAUGGUCUCUACCACCCCUGUGACAGUGGUCUCUGCGGCUCUCCCUGAGACCACUAUGCCUCAAACUAUGCCUCAAAUGUUGCCUCUGGCUCAAACUAUGCCUCAAAUGUUGCCUCUGGCUCAAAAGUUGCCUCAAAUGAUUACUCAGAAUUCCUCUCAGUUGCUUACUCAGAAUAUCUCUCAGAUUACAACUCAGAAUAUUACUCCGUUUGUAAUGAACAAUAUACCAAAUGAAACAACACAUGCACUGCAAGGUAAUUGUAUGCAUCAGAAUUCAGAUAAUGUGGUGUUUGGGUCUUUCCAUCAGGGAAGCAUGAGGUUUUCAUCAUUUUCAAGAGGUAAUCAGUGUACAUGCAAUUCACUUAUGAUGUUGGCAAAUUCAUAUGAACAUUUUUCAUUUACUAGUUCCUUUUUAGAUCAGACUCUGCUCAAGGGAGAUAAUUUGUACAACACGGUUGUGAAGAAUCUUCAGAGUGCUGGAAAACUUAAAAGUAGAUUACUGAUGUUUGAUGAAUUACCAAUUCAUAUUGAUUCUGGUGAAAAUCACCAUAUGGUUGAUAAGUUUGAUACAUUGUUUGGCUUAUUAGUUACAGAUGAUAAGAGAAAUCAAAUUCAAACUCUACAUGAAUGUCUGCAACAAGCAUUGGGAUUAUCUAGAUUAGAUCAGUUAACAACAACUGCUCUCACAAACAAACAAUCUGAUGGCACCAAUACUGGUCACUUAAAAACAACAGCAAUAAAGAAAGAUAAAAAGGAUUACAUGAGACAAUAUAUGAGAAACAAGAGACAAGAUCCAGAGAUUAAAAGCAAGGAAAGGGACAGUAUGAGAAACAAGAGACAGGAUCCCGAGUUUAAAGUCAAGGAAAGGGACAAUAAAAGAAGCAAGAGACAAGAUCCAGAGUUUAAAGACAACGAAAGAGACCGUAUGAGAAACAAACGACAAGAUGCAGAGUUUAAAGGAAAAGAGAGGAACAGUAUGAGAAACAAGAGACAAGAUCCAGAGUUUAAAGUCAAGGAAAGGUACAAUAAAAGAAGCAAGAGACAAGAUCCAGAGUUUAAAGACAACGAAAGAGACCAUAUGAGAAACAAACGACAACAUGCAGAGUUUAAAGUAAAGGAAAGGGACAGUAAAAGAAGCAAGAGACAGGAUCCAGAGUUUAAAGACAAUGAAAGAGACCGUAUGAGAAACAAACGACAAAAUGCAGAGUUUAAAGGAAAAGAGAGGAACAGUAUGAGAAACAAGAGACAGGAUCCCGAGUUUAAAGUCAAGGAAAGGUACAAUAAAAGAAGCAAGAGACAAAAUCCAGAGUUUAAAGACAAUGAAAGAGACCGUAUGAGAAACAAACGACAAAAUACAGAGUUUAAAGACAAGGAAAGGGACAGUAAGAGAAUUAAAAGGCAAGAAGAAGAAUAUAGGCAUGAUGAGCAAAUAAGAGAUUUAAAGAAGAAAAAAGAAAUGAGACAAAGUUCUAACCAGUUAGAAAAAGAGAGAUUGAAGAUGAAAGAAAAGAGAAAAAAUGAACACUAUAGAUCAUCAGAAAAUAUUGCUGCAAAGCAAUCAAAAGCACACUCACGGGGGAAUUUGGACUAUAUUGAAACUGAAAAACAAAGAUACAGAAAAAACAUGGUUUCAUGA
Messenger RNA from Magallana angulata, 5583 nucleotides. RefSeq lists its product as uncharacterized. The transcript has 3 exons. The coding region runs from base 3790 to 5583 and encodes 597 amino acids. Lineage: Eukaryota; Metazoa; Mollusca; Bivalvia; Ostreida; Ostreidae. The record is from RefSeq and is a predicted model, not a curated record.